UUUUCUCUUCCUAACUUUUCUCCCCAACUUCUCUGUUCAUCGUUUUCUCUCUCUAUUUAUAAAUGCUAUAUUCACAUAUUAAUAUCCUCUGAAUCCAUCUCUACAAAAAAAAAACCCGUUCAAGAUCAAAUCAAGAAACCCAUAUAUUGGAUUUCGAUUUGACAAAAAAAAAAAAAAACUCUGGUUUUUUCUUUCAAUUUGAAGGGUUUAAGGCUUCUCGGGGAGGGAGAAAAAAUGGAGACUUUUUGUGGGUUUCAGAAGGAAGAAGAGCAGAUGGAUUUACCUCCUGGGUUCAGGUUUCAUCCAACAGAUGAAGAACUCAUAACUCACUAUCUCCACAAGAAGGUUCUGGACAUCAGUUUCUCAGCUAAAGCAAUCGGCGAAGUUGAUUUGAACAAAUCCGAGCCAUGGGAGUUACCAUGGAUGGCAAAAAUGGGUGAGAAAGAAUGGUACUUUUUCUGUGUGAGGGACAGAAAGUAUCCGACCGGUUUGAGGACUAACCGGGCAACUGAAGCCGGUUAUUGGAAGGCAACUGGGAAGGAUAAGGAGAUUUACCGAGGGAAGUCGCUUGUUGGGAUGAAGAAGACACUUGUUUUCUACAGAGGAAGAGCUCCUAAAGGUCAGAAAACCAAUUGGGUGAUGCAUGAGUAUCGGCUUGAAGGAAAAUUAUCUGCCCAUAACUUGCCUAAAACCGCAAAGAAUGAAUGGGUGAUCUGUAGGGUGUUCCAGAAGAGUGCCGGAGGGAAAAAGAUCCCGAUUUCGAGCCUAAUCCGAAUCGGUUCACUCGGAACCGACUUUAGCCCUUCGCUUUUGCCCUCUUUAACCGAAUCUUCGCCUUACAACGAUAAAACCAAAACAGAACCGGUCUACGUGCCCUGCUUCUCCAACCAAACUGAUCAAGCCCAAGGAACUACACUCAAUUGCUUCAGCAGCCCUGUUCUUAACUCGAUCCAAGCCGACAUUUUCCAAAGGAUUCCACUCUACCAAACUCAGUCCCUCCAGGUUUCCGGUAAUCUACAAAGCCCGAUUCUCGCUCAAGAACAUUCGGUUCUACAGGCUAUGAUUGAUAACAACACAAGGCAGAGUCUCAAAGCGAUGAGUGUCUCACAAGAAACCGCAGUUUCCACUGACAUGAACACUGAUAUUUCGUCGGAUUUUGAAUUCAGUAAGAGACGAUUCGAUGCUCAAGAAGAUCCGUCUUCCUCCGCUGGACCGGUUGAUCUUGAACCUUUCUGGAAUUACUGAAGACUCAAGAGUCUCAUGCCCACUAAUUUACUGUCUUAAAGAAAGUAAGAAAACCUUUUCACCUUUUAGUGUGGUGUGCUUAAAGUUUGUAUAGAUUAUUUACCAUCUCAACUUCCACUAUAUACUAUACUCAAAACAAACUUAAAAAUUAUAAUCUGGUACUUGCUAGAGAGGAGAGUCUAUUUGGGUAUAUUUAUCAACAUUACUUAUAAUAUAUAUACACCUUAAAAGCCUAUUGGGUUAUUUUUUCCCUUUUGCCAUUGGUUUGUCUUUAAAUUCUGAAAGUCAUUCUUAAAAAAAGUUUGUAUUUUAAUACUAUACUUGGUGAAUAGAAAUCGGCCAUUUUCUCUAAUAAAC
Molecule: messenger RNA, 1602 nt
Organism: Thlaspi arvense
Lineage: Eukaryota; Viridiplantae; Streptophyta; Magnoliopsida; Brassicales; Brassicaceae
Source: the annotation of a GenBank genome assembly